GCGGGCUCUACGAUUGGUUGAUCUUUCGUGUAGGAACGUCCGCCACGUAGUAGUGUUACAAUUCCGUUGUGGUUUCCGGCGGCGGACUCUUCCAACACCACUACACGACCGUCUCCGAGGCUUUCUUACAUACUCUCUCAAUAGGAACAGGUCACAUAUUGUCUUUAACCAGCCAGCCUUAGUGUGGAACUUCGUGGAGGCAGUGCUGCUUUCGCUGUGCAAGCUUCACGAUGGCGACGACGGAGCUCCUUUCCGCUUAUGGAACACUUGGCAUCCAGGCGAAUGCUACGAAGGCAGAGGUGAAGGAGGCCUUUGUACGGCUAUGCAAGCAGUACCACCCGGAUAAGGUCUCAGCGGAUCAGCGGAUCGUGGCUGAGGCGAGGUUCCGCGAGAUCAAGUCGGCGUACGACACCAUUCUUCGAGGGCAGGCGGGUUAUAGCGUCCCUCCUCCGGGGUCCGCCCCUAACGCCAAGUAUGCUCGCGAGUAUUACCGAGCGCAUGGCAUGGGAAUGGAGUUUGGGGAAGGCGGCCCGAUCCGCUGCGGCGGACCAUUUGGCGGUUACGCAACGGAGACAGACUUUUACCGGUCUAUGCUUCGUUCGACACGCAACAACCCGUUCGUACUGAUCGUUGCGGGGUUGGUUGCCGUGCCCUUGGUGGCUGUGACGGUUUCGGUUGCUAACGGUAACACCGGGUGGAUCAAGCGCUUCCGUGAUCAGGGCAUUCAUGCAUUCGGUGAUGCGGGUAUUCGCGCCAACGGUCGCAAUACCGUUACCGUUAACCCCUUCGCCAUUCGCCGCCUGGACGAAAUCGAGGAGUCGUACAUUUACAAGAGCGAGAAGUACGCGCACCUCCGCAGGCCCAUUGCCGCGGUGGCUGCGGCCAAUGCGGCGGGCGUUGCGCCCGCACCCGCGCCCUCCUCCUAAUCUCUAGCAGCCGCCACCGCUGGCGCGUGUUCGUUUGGAGGGAGCGAGCAGACGUGGCUUUUGUGCUUGGUGCGGCGGGAGUGGGGUACAUGCGCCUUGCGUAUCGCCCUCAUCUGCAGCCUGGGGGAAACCGGAACUGGGUGUUGAGAGGCGACAAGAGACCCUUACUAUGGGACUCCCUCUUCGUGGCUUAUCCGACAUUGACUGGUGCUGUUGCUAACACACGCUUUCCUUUGUUUGGAUUCUCAUGACCGGACUGUUACCGCGCUAAUACCUCUCUAAGUAGUACUACAGCAAGGAACUCGCGCGCUCAGUUGUGUCUGUUCUUGUUGAUAUGGUUGUUGUUCCGUGCCUCUAAAGGUUGGUGUCGGAGCCUGGUUGUUAAUUGAAUGAGCGACCUCUGCGGGUUUUGGCAUCGGUCGCUUCAAAGGGGCACCGUGUUGUGGAGCUUGUGUCAUGUACCAAGCAGUUGCCAAGCACGCAAUGGUGGUGGUGCAUGUUAGUGACGUUUGUCGGACCAGGUGGCGUGACGGUAGCGACCAUAGCUGUGCGUUGCUAGUCUUGCGGUGAAAUAGUUGGGGUCCUGGAGUGCUGCAGGCGACACCGAUCUAGGUAGCUUGGUAAGGCAGAUCUGUACGAAAUUGGCGUUGAAUUUGGAAUCUGUACAGAAGAAGGGGCGGAGUCUUAACCUCCCAAAGUUUUCCGCCGCAGGGGUGUUGUAACAAGCGAGCGUUAUGUUGCUUAAGUUGCGGAAGGCGUGUGCCUAGGAAAAGGAACAACGCGUAAUUGUGUUACAAAUAAAAUGGUUGUGUUGAACUUGCCAUGUGAUAUGUGCGGCAGAGGUGUGUGAGUGGGGUAAUGAGGAAGCCUACCAAGUGCGGUGGUGGGGAGGUUGGGGAAGGCAAGUAUUCUUUGGGACGUGAUCUGUCGCAGCACAUAUACAUCAAAUAGGAUCCAACAAGUCGCCGAGCUCUUUGCCGAACGUAUGUGAGCACAUUGGACUCGAGUGCCUAGCUCAAGCCUUGUAACUAGGGUUAGCCGGAC
Messenger RNA from Astrephomene gubernaculifera, 1970 nucleotides. The record is from the annotation of a GenBank genome assembly. NCBI's taxonomy places the organism in Eukaryota, Viridiplantae, Chlorophyta, Chlorophyceae, Chlamydomonadales, Astrephomenaceae.